Molecule: messenger RNA, 849 nt
Organism: Recurvomyces mirabilis
Lineage: Eukaryota; Fungi; Ascomycota; Dothideomycetes; Mycosphaerellales; Teratosphaeriaceae
Gene: STS1
Product: Tethering factor for nuclear proteasome sts1
Exons: 1
Coding region: 1-849 (282 amino acids)
Biological process (GO): nuclear protein quality control by the ubiquitin-proteasome system; proteasome localization
Cellular component (GO): nucleus; nuclear membrane
Molecular function (GO): proteasome binding
Source: RefSeq, a predicted model, not a curated record
AUGUCGAAUCGAAAACGAAAGGCUUCCGAAGAGCCCGAUCAGGACCGCAUGUCCACCUCGCCUGUACCCUCUCCGUCCUUCUCUAGCCGACCACUACCAAGCUCGAACACACCACGGAGUCUCAAGCGAACACGGACUGGGGCAGCAGUAGGCAAACCGUUAUCGCUGCCUAGACUUCUAGAGACACUUUCGGCAGCAGACAUGAGGCAGCUACUGCAAAACGUGGCCGACCAGCACCCUGAACUCCAGCAAGAGAUUGUCACGCAAGCACCACGACCAUCAAUAGAAUCCACACUAUCCGUCCUACGCACAUACGAAGACGACUUCCGGAAAGCCUUCCCACUAGGCAACCGCCCGACAUCCGACUACUCCUACAACCGCGUACACCAGCACCUAAAACACCUGAUAGAAGCAAUGCGAGACUACACCCCACACUUCCUCCCACCGCAAGAAACGCAAACACUGUCCUCCCUCAACUACCUCGACUCCGUCACAACCAUCAUCCACAACCUCCCAGACUGGGACAGCUACCAACACCAACGGCACAAGAACGAAGCAUACGAUGAGAUCAGCAAGGCCUGGGCGUUGGUGAUACGGGAGGCGUCAAAGAGGGCAGGUGGAUUUCAUUUGCAGUUUGGAGAGUGGGAUCAGAAGCUACAUGAGCAUAAUUCGAAGAGUAGUGGGAAGUUGGAGGAGGUGGUGCAUGAGCUGCAGGCUGCGCUGGGGUUCAUGCAGGCCGGGGGAGGACAUACACCACCGGGUGUCUCGGACGAGAGGAUGAAUAUUAGGAAUCAACUGUUCAGUGGGAACUUUCAGCAGUUGGGUGUUGGGCACGGACAUUGGUGCUAA